GUCUCCGGUAUUUUCCCCCCACGAAGUAAGCACGCUUUCUUUUGUUUGUUUAUUUAUUUAAUAUUUUGUUUAAAUAUCGGAAAGCGGGAUUCGUUUUACAAGUCGUGGGUUCGUUUUCCUGUGGCCUCUGCUACCGCCCUGCUUUUUCUCGAAGAGCCCACCUCAGAAUGGCAGACCCAGAAAAUCUCCUCAUGGAGACAUCGGACCACAAUGGGAACGAUGGGGAGGAGGACCAGAAUGGCGCUGAGCAAGAGCAGGAACAGGAGUUGAUGGCAGGAGAGGAGGACUGCCAGGACGGCCUGGAUAUCCAAGAAGACAUCCAAGAGGACAUCCAGGAAGAUGUCCAGGAUAACAACGGUGCUGAGGGUGGCGACGGAGCCGACGGUGGCAAAAUUGACGCCAGCAAAGGAGAGGAAGAUGCUGGAAAAAUGUUUGUGGGUGGCCUCAGCUGGGAUACGAGUAAAAAGGACCUCAAGGAUUAUUUCAGUAAGUUUGGUGAGGUAUCGGACUGUACCAUCAAGAUGGACUCAAACACCGGCCGAUCCCGAGGCUUUGGCUUCGUCCUCUUCAAAGAGGCCGCCAGCGUGGAAAAGGUGCUGGAGCAGAAGGAACACAGACUGGACGGACGUCCCAUCGACCCAAAGAAGGCGAUGGCCAUGAAGAAGGAGCCCGCCAAAAAGAUCUUUGUUGGGGGUUUGAACCCUGAGGCGACAGAGGAUGCCAUCAGGGAAUAUUUUGGCGCUUUCGGAGAGAUUGAAACCAUUGAGCUGCCCAUCGACCCCAAAUCAAAGAAAAGGAGGGGCUUCAUCUUCAUCACAUACAAAGAUGAGGCAAGCGUCAAGAAGUGUCUGGAGAAGAAAUACCACACCAUCCAGGGCGGCAGGUGUGAGCUGAAGAUCGCCCAGCCGAAGGAAGUUUACCAACAGCAGCAGUACGGGGCGGGGCGCGGUGGCGGAGGAGGUGGUGGCGGCGGUGGCUACGGAGGUCGUGGAGGCCGAGGGCGUGGAGGUCAAGGUCAGGGCUGGAACCAGAGCUAUGGAAACUACUGGAACCCAGGAUACGGUAACCAGGGCUACGGCUACAGUGGAUAUGGAGGCUACGGCAACUAUGACUACUCUUCUGGUUACUAUGGAUACGGUCCCGGUUAUGAUUAUACUGACCAGGGCAACGGCAGCUACGGCAAAACUCCAAGACGGGGAGGACACCAGACCGGCUACAAGCCAUACUGAUCACACAGCGCAUGGACUCCAGUGAUCCAGUGAGACCGACGGCUGGAUGGACACACUGGGCGUAACUCGACCUCUUUUAUGACAGAAGACCAUUUGUACAGAAAACAUCUGAAAUGUAACUUUUUUUUUUUAAUCCUAUCAUUUUUAGGUUUUACUUUUCCCUUUGGUGUUUUUUUUUCCUUUUUUUCGUCCCCCUUCCACAUUUCCAUCAAUGGAAGUGUAAUUUUUACUGUACUUUUUGGUACCCGUUUUGAUUCUAAUGUAUUGUAAGGCUUGUAUUUUACAUGUUUGCUGGCUUUACAGAUUGAAAAUCUUGGCGCUGUAAAGGAGCUUUUUUGACAAAAAUAAACAAUUUUCAGUAAAUUUUUGUUUUGGCGGGCGGGCUCUGAUGCUUCCAGGUUUCAGCUGGUGGGUGGGGUGGAAGAUGGUUAGAAGUUUAGGAUUUCAUUUCGGUUGUCAACGUUGAAUUUUCUCUUGGUCUUUUGUCGCCCCACAACCCCAAUGAUCUGUUGUGAAGGAACGUGCAACAUGACUAAAGGACUGUUUCACGUUCCCUCAUUUGGUAACUCCCCCCUCCCCCCUACUAUAUGUGGAAUCCAGUGCACCAAAAUGAUUUUAACUCUUAUAAUUCCUUAAAUCUGCAACGACUGCCUGCACGCUUAUUUCCAGGACGUUUUGAAUUCACAAAGGUAUUAAAACAUCUGAAAAGCUCACAAAGAAUUGGGAUGUGGGUGAAGGCUGAAAACAAAUAAUUCGACCUCAUGCUUCUGUGGCAUGAUUUCCUGUUAAGUCUACAUACGUUUAUACAUAACAAGCAACUUGUUUCAGUUUCUCUGCUGGUUUAGUUUGUGUUUUGUCAAGUGUCACUGGUUUUUUUAGAAGUAACCGCUUUGAAGUUAAAUGUCUGCUUAGGUUUUCAUUUGUUUUUUGUCUUUACAGACUUUUCAGACCACUGGAGUCUUCUCGACUAGUGUCUCUGGCAAUUUAUUAGUAAUAAACAUUCUCCUUUGUA
This is a messenger RNA of Gasterosteus aculeatus aculeatus (three-spined stickleback), 2241 nucleotides long. Its product is annotated as heterogeneous nuclear ribonucleoprotein A/B. Lineage: Eukaryota; Metazoa; Chordata; Actinopteri; Perciformes; Gasterosteidae. Gene Ontology annotation, biological process: regulation of gene expression. Gene Ontology annotation, molecular function: RNA binding. The record is from RefSeq and is a predicted model, not a curated record. Gene Ontology annotation, cellular component: nucleoplasm; chromatin.